AUGACUAUUAUUAGAAGCCUAGAGCAGAGCUCGGAGGGACCAGAGGCAAGGGUCGUCAAGCGCUACCAUACGAGUACCGCACUUCCGGGAGACUAUAAAGGGCUCCUGAAGGAACAUGGCGAAUCGAUGCAGACGCUCUUGUUUCAAGAUGGAGCCGGGAACACUCUAUCCGAGGAGCAGAUGUCCGCAAUUUUACCGAAGAUUGCCGAAUCCAUCAGCAAGCUGGAGAACACCGAAGCGCAAGAGAUUCUUCCCGGAAUAACGCAGAGUAUUACCAAACUGAAAAAUGGCGGAAACUUGGUUAUUACGACAAUGACUCGGCAAAUUGAGGAUCAGGAACAAGAGGAACAUCCGGUUAUACAUGUGGAUGACCUUGAAAACAGCAAGCUAUAUUUGGUGAACGAUUCCAGGGGGGAAUUGUAUUACGUUGAAGACAUCACGGAGGAAAGUGAGCAAAGCUCCCACUAUAGUAGUCAUACCAACAAUAAUGAAUACCAAACCAUCUCGAAAAUCAAGUCAAACGGAAACAGCGGAAUUCGCGAUUCUACAGCUCAGGAAAUCCUUUCGACCAUGUUCGGCGGAAAUGACGUACAGGAAAUGAGAGAAAUAGACGAGGAAUGGAACGAAAGAUCGUACGAUUAUGAGAUUCCAUGCCGGAGAAGUGGUUACAGCAAAGACGCAUUCAAGACCCCUUACAUGGUUGAAGAACCCGGGGGUACUCUCCCAAGGGUCAAGGUAGCAUCGAACGAAAACUACCAGACCUCGCAUCAGACCGCCGCCUCGGGGGCCAUGAUGAACUAUUACGACAGCAGCAUGGUCCAGAAUUACUCUCAAACUCUGCAAGGAAUAUACGGCGGUGACGACACACACAGCGUCACCACCGUGUCUCUGCCGACUGCCGACAAAGGCAGCAGAACUAUUGAACGAUACAUCAUCGAUGGGGAGAUUAUCGAGUACCCGUUGGCUCCCCCGCCGAUCUUCUUACCGCCUCUGCCGAUUUGUAUUCAGACCGGAAGCAACUACUCUCUUGUCAAGGUUGAUGAAACCCCAAAACCGCUAAACCAGCCUCUAAGGGUCCGAACACCGGAAACGCCGAUUUACGAGACAAUGACGACCGUAAAAACUAGUAUCGAACCACUUCCGCCCCCGAGGUCAAAACCUAAACCCAAGCCUAAACUUACACAAACGGAAGUACAAGAAUCUCAUAUCCAAUUCGACGAAGUUCAAGAGGAGAAAUGUAUCCGCUUCGACAAAGUUAUAAAGGAGGAGAAACCUGACGUCGAAGAAAGCCGGUACUCCUACGAUGAAAGUGACGUCGUUAUUCGCGGCAGUUAUACGGAAAACAACGCCGACGGCAACCAGAUGGCACUUGUGCGCCGGAAGGGCCAGAGUCUGAGCGAGUAUCUAUUGAGCAGACUGAAGCACGUGGAAAACGUGGACAUCCAGCAAAAGAUUGCCGUAAAGCACAACUCUGACGAUUUCCAUGGCAACCCAAGGCACCUGAACGCGGACGGACUGGCGUACGAUGGCAACUUCAACACAGUGCACGAAAAAGUUGACCUAUUUAUCAAAGACGGUAAAGCGCAGAUAGUCGUGACGGUGACGGCAGAGCGCGUUUAUCCCGUUGACAUGCAGUUUGACGUGUGGCGACGGAAGCAGGCGGUCGUGACGCGCACCAUCAACGUGGACCUCAUGGCGACGCAACACCGCCGCCAGGUGUACCAGCAGUUGAUGAGGCAAGGUCAGGAAGAGGCUGUACUGGACGGGAAUCAAACCCUGGACUUGUUUACCCGGAUUCUGGGUCCACCGAACUUUGAACCCGUCGAGGGAGGCAGCGUCCAAGCGCUUACAGCUGGCCAUUCGAUGAAUUAUCUCGGAGGAACAAGCGGAUUCGGCCAAAGUGGCUCCACGGAAAAUCAAACCGGAAGUGGAUCAUUUGCGAGUUACGUGACUUCCGGUAAUGCAUCCGAAGGCGGCGGCAACAUGGAUACUCUGCGCGGUAGUGUUGCGUUCAAUUAUCCUGGUCAGCAACAAGAUACGCGGACGGUUAUGGAGAACACCGUUCUAAGCAAUGCCGGAAACAACGGAGGCUACCUAUUCGACGAGGUCCUUCGCUCGCUGACCGGAAACACCGGGUUCUCUGGUUUGGGAAGCGUUGGGGAUAUCAAUGGUAUGAAUCAUCAACAGAAUGCCCGAACGAUGACAGAGAGUACGGUUAUGCGGCAUCAGUCGGGAAAUACCGGGGGCAUCGCGCUCGGAGGCAAAACUGGAGCACUUACCGGAAACGGCGAAUUCGUAAGUUUUGGGAACACCGGGAGCUUUGGUGGUGUCGGUGCAGCAGACGCCAUGAAAACUUCGAGAAGCUCCUUUGGUUGUUCUGGUGGUAGCGGAGGCAGUCACAAAUUCGGCCAGUCAUUUUAUAUUUGAUUCUGCUGUUCUACGUCUUUUUAGAUAGUGUACUAGUUUUCGUAAAUCCAUUAUCAGUUGUAAGCAAAAUAAACGAUCAUAGUUUUUAAUAUAUUCUACAUAUUGGUAUCCAUUACAUGUGCUUGAUAGACUUAAGUAAAUUCCUGUAGUUCUUUUGUCCAUCUCACGAAUACAAAAUAGAGUGUUCCAAGCAUUUUUCACAAUAUGUAUUUCACUAUAUCAUCAGAUACUAGCUACAAAGACUCGGUGCAAGUUGUUAUGUGGAAACAAUUCCUUUUAUUUACAGUUUCAGUUCAUGCAAUAGUCACACUUUUCCGAGACAAUAUAAUAUUCUUUUAUAAAAGUAUAUUGCAUAUCUGACCAUUCCAAAAUGUUGGUAAAAAGAUCUGUCCAUAGUUUUGUAUAUGUCUAUUACAAUCUGGUUAAGAAGUGCAAAAACAACACCUCAAACAGACAAUGCAUUUUGCGGACUCUUAUAACUCUAAUUACUUUACAACCAACGAGAAAUGUCUACUUUAUUAUCGGGUGAAAUAACUUCAUAUGUCGAUAGGUAAAAAAGUAAGGCCCGUAUGUCAGAAUGAUAUUUCGUGGUAAUGUCAGUGUUAAAAUGUAUGCUUAGUUGUAUGCAUGCGCGCGUUCACACGGCGACUGAUCUCUGUCAUACCGUUAUUGCGGGUUUGUAGGUCGCAAAUACAAAACCAUGGAAGAACGACAAAUAGACCCACCAGAACGACACACAGGACAAUUGAUGUCAUAAUUCUUGUAUUGCCGUCCUCUGAGUAAUUGUGGUGGGUCUGUUUAUCAUCUUCUUGUGCUGACGUGUUGGCGACCUUCUUUUUAUGUUCUAUGAACGUUUGCCUAUUGCAUGUAAGUUCACGCUUUAACGUGGUAUGUUUAACCAACAGAGAUUUAAGCAUUCCCUGGGUGUUCCGACAUUCUCUGGUAGUUUUCGUCUGUUUCGUUAUCUAGAGAAUGCAGCCCUAUGUAUUUGAAAAAACAAAUUAAUUGGAUUAGUUAACAGGUUUAUGCGGUGCUUUGUUUUCGAAGAGUAGACUACAUAUAUGCAAAGACCCAUGUGAAAGCUUGUAUCUUCUCAAGUUGAUUUAAUGAAUAAAAAACGUAGUUAAUUACAUGUAUAAACUUAAAACUAUGCUCCUUAGAUGGUAAAGCGGUUUGAUAUAAAUACACUCAUAC
This is a messenger RNA of Dreissena polymorpha, 3621 nucleotides long. RefSeq lists its product as uncharacterized. The transcript has 3 exons. The record is from RefSeq and is a predicted model, not a curated record. Bases 1 to 2427 code for a protein of 808 amino acids. Lineage: Eukaryota; Metazoa; Mollusca; Bivalvia; Myida; Dreissenidae.